CAGGACAUUCGGAAGAUGCUCAACCCAGACUCCCGAUCUCUCAUGGGAUUGAGCGAGGAGGAGCUGCUCAUCCGGGCCAGGGAGGAGCGUGCAGCCAUCGUAGGCCGGUACGAUCUCGGCCGCGAAGAAGGGGCUAUCAUAGAUCCAUGGGAAGACCCAGAAUUCGAGGUCUAUCACACCACAGACAGAUAUGGCUUUAUACAUAGUGACAACAGGCUGCCUCAUUCUCGAUCCAAGGAGGAGGAGAAGAGACUGGAGAUCGAAAUGUCCAGGAUACCCAAGUGGACGAAGAUGAUAAAGUCGUGGGAGAAAUACUGGGACAAGGAGAAGUUUUUCAAGCGUGUUUACAAGGGGAUUCCUGACCGGUUUCGGGGCACUGUGUGGGCCAAGCUGCUCUACCUGGAACAGAUCAAGGAGGAGCAGAAAGGGAAGUAUGAGGAAAUGAGAAGACUCGGCCGCAAGUGGUCCACGGAUGUACGACAGAUUGACUUAGAUGUAAACAGAACCUACAGAGACCAUUCCAUGUUUCGUAAAAGAUAUGAUGAGAAGCAACGGCAACUCUUUCAUAUUCUUGUUGCAUACUCAAUGUACAACCAAGAAGUGGGUUACUGCCAAGGUAUGUCCCAGAUUGCUGCGUUGCUACUCAUGUACCUGAAUGAAGAGGAUGCGUUUUGGGCCCUCUCGGCCCUCAUGUCCUCCCCCAAGUAUGCCAUGCAUGGUUUCUUCAUUCCUGGGUUCCCAAAGCUUUUGCGGUACCAACAGCACCAUGACAAAAUCCUGGAAAAGUUCUUGCCAAAGCUUAAGAAGCACUUGGAGAGAAACUGCAUUGAUUCUGGCUUGUAUACCCUCAAAUGGUUCUUUCAGUGCUUUCUAGACAGGGUGCCAUUUACCUUAACACUGAGGCUGUGGGACAUCUUCCUGUUGGAGGGUGAACGUCUCUUGGUGGCCUUCGCUUACUGUAUCCUCAAAUUGCAUCGUCGUCAGAUCACACGCCUUGACAUGGAUCAAAUUUUAGAUUAUCUUCAGAAAAAAUUAGAGAAGAAUUUUGGUUAUGAAGACGACUAUGUGAUAGAAAGUUUAGAGAAGGCCAUGGAGGAGCUGAAGAAGGCAAAGCUUGACCAUCCUGGCGCACCACCUGACAACGAGCUGCCGCAGCAACCAUUUGGCAUGUUCAUAGAGCCCUCAGUUGAGAAGGAGUCAGGGAUCCGGCGAGGCUUCACAGAAGAGGAGCGGCUCAUCACGGAGAAACUGAUGAAGCGGACAGAGACCAUCGGCAUCAAUGGCUCGCACCUCUCUGUUGACCGCGGGUCGCGGUAUUCACUGGAGUGCAGCAUUGAUGAAGUGAGCAGCCUGGGUGGGGUCGGAGGGUCCCGGGCCUCCCUUGCCAACACAUCUCUUACCUCAGCGGCGGACCUCUCCACCCUCUCCUCGGUCACCCUAGCCAGGCGUGGUGACAUGGACGCAGCUUCCAUUCAGUCCGGCCGCUCCCUCAUCUCUCCAGACACCCGGUCUGUGCAGUCAGUGCGCUCCCCAAGGUCUCCCACAGAGAAGUUCAGACACUCCAACAACCAUUCGCCAUCCCAGUCGCUGCCUACGCAGACCAAUGGCGAUGUUCAUAGUGAUGCAAGGUCUAUUCAGAGUGAAGGUGAAGUCGUGCAUAAUGGCUUGGCGGGUAGCCCCCCGCACAGCCCAUCUACCCCAAGGCCGUCCUGUUUGUCUGUGAGUCAGACGACCUUGCAAGACGGUGAGGCCCUGCAAUCUGAGCCCGCUACGCCUAAGGCCACGGAGACACCUGACACAGUACGUAUCUUCGUGCCAUACUCAGGGAACACAGAAUCAACAGCAUCAAAAUCUCAAGCCCCCAGAACUCCGCCUGCAGGAGAACACCCUAAGUACAUUACUUCGAGCCCCGACGAUCCCAACAGGAUCACCAUUCGCGUCGACAGGGACGAAGCUCUCUCCUCCCCGAGAGGGCUGUCUUCGGGACCAAAUACCUCCUCGCGAAAUUCUGCCGACUCCCAAGAUCUUCCCUCCCAAAGCUUCACGUCAUCGGUUCUGGACGAUUCAUCAGAUCUCUCCACCACACUUCAGGAGACGAGCUUCACGCAGGACAUCUCUCCUCGGAUGAGACCUUCCUCAGCCCCCAUAUCUCCUUCACUGCCGAAGCUGCAGACAGCUCGAUCCCGCCCCAUCACGCUAGAUAGUCCAGAAUACAGUGAAGGUCUCUUAUAAGUACAAGUUCAGCAUCCUGGGCUUCUGACUCCGAGCUUGGUUGGUUAUAUAUGUAUAUAGCUAUUGGUACACUGGACUUGUAGAGAAGAUUAUAAAUUUGAGUUUAUUUAGAAUACUGAAUUGAAUUUUAUUGUAAGAAAAGUCAGCAAUAUGAAUACAGAUAUUACUGUUGUCUGCUGUUUGAAAGUUCUCAGAUCUGUGUAAAUUGACACUUUUGCCAGAGUAGAGAGAAGUCCAAGUCAUGUUAAAACAUUGUUGGUUGAAGUGUGAGUGAUCAAGUAUGUGUGCAUGUGCGGGUGACUGUAAGAGCUGCGGGCUCAUUAUUAGUAAGUGUACUUAAUAGAAUUGGUGUUUCUAGAUGAUCUGUCACUCCUGUUAUUAGAGAGCCAAUUCUAGGAUAUUUUUGUAUGACUCCUGUUCUAGUCUUCCUUAUUUUUCCCCUUUCCUCUUGGUGAUUGGCCAGUAGGUCCUGGAGGGCAAGCAGAGUUGCAGCAACCUGCAGGGCCCCCACGACUGUUAAUACUAACAUGGUGGUGUGACUGGCUUAUUCAUUGUACAGUUAUGCCAUCAACCCAGUUUCAUCAACUUUGCCAACCAAGGUCAAGGUCAAACGAAUGGCCUUAUUUUUGUAGGUUCCAGUGUUUGCUAGCUGUGUGAGGUCUAGGAUGUAAAUCACUAGUUUUAUUUUCCUUCUUUUUUUUCCUCUUUUUUAUUUGUUGACAGAUAUCAUUUUUUAUUGUGGACAUUGUUGGUUUUUAAGUUUCUCUUCAUGCAACAUUCCAGAUGUGUUGUUAGAAUUGUAUAUGCUGUGUUAAAACAGCUAGCAUUUCCAUGAUUCUAUACUGUAUGCUUUUUAUGGGUCCAGUCAACAGAUUUACUACCAUCGUGGUAUAGUAACAUUUUGUUUUAAUGUCCCAGUUUAAUUCUCCUUCGAGUAUCAUUUAGGGGAACUGCGCCUUCAUCAAGCAUAUAUUUGGAGACUGGAUGCGGAAAUAGAAAUACUCAAAUAUUCAAUGUGCCUCUGUGCAAUAAUUCCAAAAUUCAAGGGACCGAAUUCAGGAGCCCAUUUGGUAAAGGCCUCAACGUAGAUAGCAUUGGCGGCGAAAAAGAAAACAAGAAAAAAAUGCUCAUUAUCCCAUUAUAUUUGCAUCUUUUAGUAUUUAUUUGUAGAUGUUUCUUCAGGCAUAAAUCUUGCUGUGUGAUAAGCGUGUGAGUGCUUCGUGUAUAUAUAUAAAUAUAUAUAUCAAGAAUAAGUCUGAGGGGAAGCAGGGCAGGAGAUGGACCAUGCACCAAAGGCCUUUUUCAGUGUCGAGCGCAAGGGUGCCUGUGACAAGUGGUCAUUAAAUGCUUUUAUUUUGUUAUUAUCAUCAAUUUUUUUUCAAGAUUUAGGUUUUAAAUGUUUUUGCUCUCUUUUUUUAAAGAAUUCUUCCUUCCCACUUUUUUUUCUUUUUUACAUUUGGAUAAUUUAUUUUUAUUGACCUUUUUCUCUUGUCUUUUGUUGUUGUUUCUGAAAGCCUACUUAAGCAAUCCUGAUGAUUAGUGAGACUUUUGUCGUGCUUUUGUAUCCUAGAGAAUAGAUUAAUGUUGUCUACAUUGCCUAACUGAAGAAACAAAAAAAACAUAUCCAUGUUUCUUUUUAACACAAUAACCCUCUCUUUUUAUUUUUUUGACAAAACUUUGAAGCAGUAUUAUGUACUCAAGUACAUUGUUCUCAUAAUAUGCAAGAAAAGUAAUUUAAGUGGCACAUCAUAAGGUAAAUCUGUAGAAUGUUUUUGUAAUUUCAUAUUGGACUGUAUUUUUUUACCAUUCCCAGUCAAAGAGUGAAACAAGAUUAAUGACAUGUACAGUAUAUGUAUGUACAUGUAUCACCUGCAUUUUGCUGGUGUGGAUGAUAGAUGUGCAUGGUUGAGGUCCAAAGUCAUUGUGACAAUAUACGUGCAUCUAAUCAGUGAAAUAACAUCACUGUUUUCUGGCUCCAUAAUGGUGUAGCUAUUUGCCCUUGUUUUCCCCUUUUUAGAGCUCAGAAGGCUUGUAUAUCCAUUUUUUUGUAUUUAUUUUUUAUUUAUUUGAUUUGAUUGAUUGAUUGAUUUUUUUCCUUUAAAAGCCAGGAAACACUGAGAAGUUUUCAUCUCUUUUCUGAUUAGUAGUUGGAAAAUAGGGUCCAGUAACUCAGCACCUUGGAUAAAUUAACUAAAACCUGUACGUAGAGACGUAUAUAUAUCCAUUGAGAGAGUAAGUGAUGGAGAAGGGUGGGAAUUGCACUCGCCCAGUGAUUUCCGUAGAAUAUGCACAAUCGAUUGAGCCUGAAUAUCAAAUGCUGUUUUUAAUUUUCCAUAUUGUGGAGUAGAGACACAGAAUCAUCACUUAUUAUCUCUUGUGAAGUUAGGCCUCAUGGAAACUUGCUGUUAGUGAUAAAAACAUCAGGUUGACGCAGGCUAGGUCAGUGAUGAUAGCCAGUGAUAGUUGGAUUCCCUGCACGUACGUCAUUAUGUAACACCUUCACUUGUAGUUCACAAUAUGGAUGAUAAAUGAAUGUAAACUAGACUAAAUGUUUGGAUAUUUGGAUAGCAAUAUUGUUGCAGGCACUCAUGUGAUAAUUUUCUGUUGGUAAAGAAACGUUUGGGUAAGUUUCGUCUACAGUGCAGUCUUGUAACAUAACAUGCAUAUGUAACUUUAGGUAAAAAGUUGUUCUUAAGUGUUAAGAGACAGCAAAUGUCAGUUAUGUGGUAUCACAUCACAACAACAGAGGCAGCUGAAAAUUUAAUUGCUACCAUCAGGUUUAAUGUCGUCACAAAGCAUAAUAUUGGGUUGUAAAGGAGGUUGAGUUCUCUUGCAGUCUUUUGAUUGCUCAUUCAUUCAUUUUGCCAAUUAGUUCUCAUCUUUCCUUUUUCUCCAAAUAUGCAUUGAUAAAGAAAAUGAGACAAGGAAGGAUUUAUCUUUUUAUUUUAUAUUCUUUCCAUCCUAUAUAAUGUUUGUGGCUUUACAAAAGCACAUUUUGUAUUUUGCCUUUAAUUAGAAUAUUCCUCUGUUUCUGUUUCAUCAUUUUGUCUUUUUUCUUUCAUUGCCUUUGAAGAAUGAAUAAUAUAUUUUGUCACAAAUUAGUUUCUACUUAACUAUAAAUAAAUUCCAUUCACAUAUAUACUAUAUUUGUUUUGUAAAUUUGAAAAAAAUGGCAAAAAAAAAAAAAAUGUAAGUACUCACUCACUGUAGCUAAGAGCUGUUGUACAAAAUACUGUUGAAAGAUUUGAUCUGCUUCUCUUACGUCACUCCAUUUGUGAUGCGCAAAAUCUAAUCUACCAAUAUACUGUGUUGCCUAAAAGCAGUAUGACAAGCUCUCUUUCUCAAACAAGAAACAACUAGUGAUGAUUUAGUUUUGCUGGCCCAGUUUUCAUUGUUGACAUUCCUGUUCAUUCCUUUUUGCAAACAAAAGGUUACCAGUGUACUGUGUAUUGAUAGAUUUCUCUUUUUUUUAUAUGGUUAUUAUUAUUAUCAUUAUUGUUACCAUUAUCAUCGUCAUCAUGGUCCUCAUUAAUUUGAUAUUAUAUUAUCCUUAUUAUGAUUAUGAUUAUUAUUAUGGAUGUCAUUAUUAUUGUCUUGAAAAUGAUCUAUGGACAUGAAGGUUUUUAUAUUUAAUUCCUCAUGGACACUCGAACUUGUGAAUAGCAAGUCAUACAGGUAAUCUUAAAAGGAAAAAAAAUACAUGCUGUGAAAAGGAGACUCUUUCAGUGGUUGUAUUAGAGUUGAUGUAGAUUUUAUUUAGAUCUGAAAAUAUUAACAUAAAAUAGGAAAUAAAAAUAAGACUGCAAAGAGUUGUGUAGGAAAAAAAAAAAAAAAUCAAUAUUAAAUUUUUUUCUUUGUACAUUAUAUUGUAUCAGAUUUCAUAUUGUAACUGAUUACUGAAAAUUAAUAUGAUUUUAUUGAUAUGCUCCCAGUAUUUAAUAAAUAUUCCAAAAGAUUAUAUUGGGAAUCCAAUGUGUUAUAAGCACUUUGUAAGUUGUACAAGGAGAUUUCAGGAGAAUGUCUAUCAAUAUAAUGGUUAAAUAAAUUUUUAAAUUCUAAGGAAAUA
This is a messenger RNA of Penaeus chinensis, 6298 nucleotides long. Its product is annotated as USP6 N-terminal-like protein. The transcript has 10 exons. The coding region runs from base 16 to 2232 and encodes 738 amino acids. The record is from RefSeq and is a predicted model, not a curated record. NCBI's taxonomy places the organism in Eukaryota, Metazoa, Arthropoda, Malacostraca, Decapoda, Penaeidae.